AUGACCGAAAUUUUCAAUGAAACUUUCGAUUCUCUCGAAAAAGGUUCAAUAGCACCAACGAGAAAAGCUGUUAAACACACCAGCACAGAACCUAUUGCCUCUCUUGAGAGGACAUUUUUAUUCUUGGUGCUAUUAAUUGUACUCUAUUCGUCUGGCAUCUACUGCGCAUAUGCUACGAUAAUUCUACAAUACUAUUCAGUGUACAAUGGGAUAGAUGGUUUCAUUAGAACAUACCUGUAUCUCAUAAUAUCGUCAGCGUCUGUAAUUUUUACUUUCAGAUCCAGAUCGCUCUUACAAGGCCUUGUAUUAUGCACCGUGAAUGCAUUGUGGACUUCUUCAAUGUACAAAUAUAUUAGGCUUGAAGUCGCCGUAGCCUACUCUGUUAUAGCCAUUAUGGCAUUUGCAGCGCUGUUACUACUGUGGAGAAGCGGAUCUUGGAAGCUGUUUUACCAAUUGCCAUGUGCUCAGAUACAAAACGUGUAUAAGCGAUACCAGAUAUAUCUAAUGAUUGCACAUUUGGAGAUGGCAAUAUCGUUAAUUUGCUUGAUCAGGAUCCACGUUACGUUACCGGCUGAAAUCAUGGACUUUAUUUACUACAACCACAAUUGGCACUACGACGAAACCCCGUUUAAAUAUUAUCUCCUUGUAAAGCUUCCUUUGCUUUGUAUAUUGUUUGUUCAUUCAUUCCUUGGUAUCAAAGCCGUACGGCUUGAAUCCAAACGAAUGGCAGUUGGUUACUAUUUUGGUUCUUAUAUCAUUAUUGGCGCUAUCGUGGUUCCCCCUCUAUUGUCAUCAUGUUCGUUUGAGAAUUAUUCAUACACGGACUAUCUCUACACGAGUAUGCUUGCCCUUCUAAAAAUCGGCGCAGUUGUAAUGACUUACCUGUGUCAGAGAAACUUUGGUAAAGGACUCAAGCAAUACAUCUCCAUCCUUUCAUACGUUUCAGCUGCCCCUGCUCCUUCUGGUGGAGUAAGAAACCCACAGAAUAAACUCAAGGUCACUCUAACUUUCACCGUAGAAGGGGACGGUGAUGUCAGCAGUAUCGAAUCUGGCACUCCUACUCUAAGCGGACCUCCAAGGACUGGCAAGAUUAAAAAUCACGGAGGAUUUGUCAUUUCUGGCACUGUUAAUGUCUAUUAUAUUUACUAUGGCGAUUGGUCGUCAAGUGCUGAUCGCAAUACUCUCGAACAUUUGAUGAAAAAUAUUGGGUCAACCGGUUAUGCUAAAAUUCUCACUUCUUACACCGAUAGUAGCAAUUCGGCUCUCAGUGGCAAUAUCCAACUUGCCGGAACUUUCAUUGAUAAAUAUUCCGUUGGCCCAGAUAUUACGGACAAUACCAUGGUCAACGUCGUCGCGAACGCAAUAAAGAAAGCAAAUUGGCCAGCAGAUCCAAAUGCUGUUUAUUAUAUUCUAGGCAGUAAGGAUGUGAAUCAAAUGCAUGAAUUGGUCGAGAGUAUUACAGACGGAGGUUAUGAUGCCUGGUUCGAUGACAAUGACUAUGAAAUGGCUGACAAAUGUGUGUGGAACUUUGGCGGUAGUCAAUUGCUUAGACCCGCCAGAAAUGGAGCUUUCUAUAAUGUAGAUGUUGGGCAGAAACAAUACCUUCUCCAGCUACUGUGGCACCAAACAAAGAAAUGCAGGAUUACUAAUUGA
Paraglomus brasilianum is the source of this 1653-nucleotide messenger RNA. The record is from the annotation of a GenBank genome assembly. NCBI's taxonomy places the organism in Eukaryota, Fungi, Glomeromycota, Glomeromycetes, Paraglomerales, Paraglomeraceae.